CAGUAAACAGCGUGACGGAGUAGGAAAAAAAUCGGGAGACUCAUCUUGUACGGUUUUUGUUAAUAAAAUUGUGAAGAAUCCACUGAUUAAAGUAAAAGUGUCCUCCUGCGGUAGAGGAGGUACUAUUCUAUCGAUACCGUGUGGAAGAUUUGGCGGAAAGUGCGUGAGAAAGUUGUGUGAAUUGGUCAAAAUAGAGGAUGCUUCCAUCAACUGGCUUGUUUAAGUCCAUCAAUUGUCCAUUCUUCGCCUCUGAUUCAUGCUCCAGGCCUUUUUGUCACUUCAAGCACUCCCGGAAAGAUGAAGCUGAGACAGAGGCACCUCCAGUGUACACUCCGACGCAGAAGACUGAGACAGUGGUGGCCAAGGAGAAGGGACCAGUGGCGAAGAAGGCAAAGCUGGAGUAUGUGCCGCAUAGCAUCAGCACGAAGGCUGUGACGAAUGAUCAUCCGGCACCUUCGUAUAUUCCCAAUUUGUCUGUCCUCAAGACCAAUCCCGAUGAUAUCUCCUUUGAGGAGAUUGACGAGGAACUCAAUCUAAUAUCGGACAUUCUGCAGGAUGUGGAGUCCAAUGGGGAUGCUGUUGAGGCUCCUGUGGCCACGUACAAACCCUCAAAGAUUGUCAAUGAUGACGCUCCGGAAGUCAAGGUUACGGAGAAAGAGAAUAUCGAGAAGAAGGAGGAAAAGCCUCCGGAGAGCGCGAAGGAGAAGGAAAUGAAGCCAAAGGAGGAGAAAAAGCACAAAUCUUCGAGAUCUUCUGAUCGAUCUCAUUCUUCAAAAUCCAGGCAUCACAGCUCCUCGAAAUCUUCCCAUCGGAGUCACAGGAGCUCAUCGAAGUCGCGGGAUUCAGACAAGAAGAGCAGUAGCAGCUCUAGGAGGCAUCAUUCUUCCAGGAGUUCCUCCAAAUCUUCCAGUGACAAAAAGUCCGGAAAGAGUUCAUCGAGUCACAAAUCGAAAGGAUCUUCCUCAUCCUCUCGGAAGUCAGACAGUCAGAAACAGAAGAUUUUGGCAGAUCAGGACGUGGAUAUCUUUGCCUUGGAGGCGGAGAGUAGCGACGAGGAUGAUAUCAUGGAGCAAUGUAAGUUGAUCUUUGAGGAAUUUCAGGAGAAACAGCCACAGGAACCUGCGCAUCAGGAAGAGAAAAAACCCAUCCCGGAAGUGCAAGAGCCGUACGAGGAUGUGUCGAAGAAGAAAAGAGUGGCUCAUGAAAAUGCCCAGAAACGUCCAUCGUUGCUUCCGGCACCGCCAAAGCGUACCAAUCACAUGCAAAAUGCCCUCCAGAGCGUCUAUCAGAGGCAGAAAUUGGUCCGGAGGCAGCUGGAGGCUGCGAAGGAGGUCAAAGAACCCCAGAAACCAGAACCCCAGUUGAAAUCCCCGCCACAGUCUCCUGGUCAGAAUCCCACUCCGAGGCGAAUGAUUGCGCCAGUUUCGAACACAGUCGCCCUCAUGAAUGCCAAGAAGCGCAUUGAGGAGCUCCGGAGGCAGAAGACAAUCGCCCAGACAGCUUCGAAAGUUGGAAAGAGAAUUGCCCAUGCCAAUCCGGCAAUCCUGACAGAACAGCCCGCUCCGCCAGUUCUCGAACCAACAGCCACAAAAAUCUCCUACAAUCUCCGGAUGCAGUACUACAACAUCAUGGUCAAGCACUGCCAGGGCAUCUAUCCCAAUUUCGAGGAUGCCUGGCAGAGGGCACAAACGGAAGAGUUGACCGUGUUCAAGAAAUGCAGCAGUCCAGUGAUUUACAAAAGCAGUGCUUCCCUCGUUGUCAAUAAACUCCGGAAGGAGUCCAUUGAGGCGGGGAAUCAUCACACAGACAGGUACACAAAUCCCUCAGCAAAAUCCCUCCCAGCCCAGUUUCACCUCCCAAAAAUUACUUUCAGGAACAAUUUAGUGUCGCACGAUGUGAUCCUGGCUGGAAAGUCAGCACGAAAUACUUCAUGGAGCAUCAACAAAAAGACACGCACUGAUUCAACGUACAGUGGAAAUACCUUCGAUACAAUUGCCAGUUCAAAGGCUUACGAUUUAGCAGCUGAUUGUGUUUUGACGGAGGAUCAGUUGCGUGAAAAUGGUUUCCCCCGUCCGGGAAAACACAAGGGACAGGCGACCAUUUGCAAAACCUACCAGAAUCACCAUCUGAAGCCACCGAAUCCGGACGAAAGAUACUGCAGUCGCUGUUCUAAACUCUUCACAAUCACCUGCUAUGAUCGUCCGGGAGUAGAUGAAUGCAAUUACCAUCCCAAGAGCACUGGCUUCCGAAGGGGAUGCGCAGACAAUCAUCACAGGUGCUGCCAGCAAGUGGCUGGAACUCCGGGAUGCAUGUACGCUAACUACCAUGUUAGUCAUCAAGUUGACUACGAGAAUCUCACGGGAUUCGUAACGACAAUCUCCCGGGAUGAGGAGUACGUUUGUACCAGGAAUGAUAUUUUUGCAUUGGACUGCGAAAUGUGCUACACGACGGAAGGGUUGGAAUUGACGAGGGUUACGGUCGUGGAUGUCAAUCAGAAAGUCGUCUACGAUGCCCUCGUGAAGCCAGACAAUCGAAUCGUUGACUACAAUACUACAUAUUCUGGAAUAACUGAAGCAAUGCUGGCCAAAGAAACACGAACAUUGCGUGAAGUUCAAGCGGUUUUACUCUCAAUGUUUCACUCUCGGACAAUUUUGGUGGGGCACAGUCUGGAGAGUGAUCUGCAGGCACUGAAGAUGAUUCACAGUCAUGUCGUGGAUACAUCGGUGCUCUAUCCACACAAAAUGGGACCACCGAAGAAGAGGGCUCUCAAGACGCUCUGUAUCGAAAAUCUCAAGAGGAUUAUACAGGAAAAUGAAAGUGGUCACGAUAGUGCUGAAGAUGCAGAAGUUUGCAUUCAAUUGUUGAAGGAGUACUUGAGGAAUCGCAUCACAUAGAAAUGCGUCUCACAACAUUGACUCGUCGCCUUUUGAUAUUUUUACGAAAAUAUUUCAACAACAAAAAAAACAUCAUCUGUAUUUAUUUUUGUUCAUGCAUUCUUUCAAAACUUUUAAUAAAUUGCCUUCAACCAUU
Messenger RNA from Phlebotomus papatasi, 3030 nucleotides. Its product is annotated as RNA exonuclease 1 homolog. The record is from RefSeq and is a predicted model, not a curated record. The transcript is spliced from 5 exons. Gene Ontology annotation, molecular function: metal ion binding; nucleic acid binding; exonuclease activity. The coding region runs from base 198 to 2894 and encodes 898 amino acids. Lineage: Eukaryota; Metazoa; Arthropoda; Insecta; Diptera; Psychodidae. Gene Ontology annotation, cellular component: nucleus.